Messenger RNA from Salvia hispanica, 2333 nucleotides. RefSeq lists its product as uncharacterized. Gene Ontology annotation, cellular component: SAGA complex. NCBI's taxonomy places the organism in Eukaryota, Viridiplantae, Streptophyta, Magnoliopsida, Lamiales, Lamiaceae. Gene Ontology annotation, biological process: regulation of transcription by RNA polymerase II. The record is from RefSeq and is a predicted model, not a curated record. Gene Ontology annotation, molecular function: transcription coactivator activity.
GGUCAGCCCAUUGAUAUUCUGGUUUAUGUGAGCUCAUUUAUUCUUCAAGUUUGAAUCUUUACGUUCUUUUGAUUCAUUAUUUUUGAAGUUCAAAUUCGAGAAUAAAAAUCUGAACUUGAAGUUGAAAAUUCAAGCUUGAAUCUUCAAUUGAGGGAGUGGCAUUUUGGGUGUGGUAGGAUUUGAGGAUAUUGUUGAAUUCUGGUGGUUUACUUAGAGUUGCAGGGAGGUAUUUUAAUUUGAUUUUGAGAUAUAGGUCAAUAAAGGGUUUUCUUUGUAUCAUAGUAUAGAAUUUGGGUCCAAGCUGAAGAAUUCGAAGUAUCUGAAAUCUGGGUUUUUUGGAGGGAGGGUCGGUUUUAAUUGAAAAUUGAGAUCUCAUGGUAUGAAUUCACUCACCCUCCCAUUGUCCUUGUUCGAGAUGGGUUUGAUUUAACAUUUUUUGGGGUUACUAGAAAGGUACAUGUUUAUAAACUGGGUAUUGGGAGAUGGAGUAUAAUGGCCCUAAUUUACUCCACUGUUCUGUAUCGCUGUGGUAGCUUGUAUUUUUGGUUUUAUGGAUUUUUAGUGUGGUGAAAGAGGAGAAAGAGAGAUGCAACCGCCUCAUCAGCAUUCGCGGAUCAAUCUCAUUGAGUUGAAAACUCAGAUAGUAAAGAAACUUGGGCCUGAAGGAUCCAAUCAGUACUUUUAUUACUUACAGAAAUUCUUGAAUUUGAAACUGAGUAAGGUUGAGUUCGAAAAACUAUGUCUGAGAGUUCUUGGACGGGAGAACAUGUCACUCCACAAUCAGCUUAUUCAUUCAAUACUUAGAAAUGCCAGUUGUGCAAAGUCUCUGCCUCCGGCGUGUCAUAAGAAUGAUGCUUCAAAACAUGGUAUGCAUGUCGGUAUUCAGGAGUUCCGUUCUGAUGGUUACCAGCAAAAUGGGUCCCACAUUGUCAUGGCUCAUGCCUCUGGUUCACCAGGUUUGUCAAAUGGAGGUGACAUACUCCCUGUUUCACCGAAGAAAACUAGAUCUGGUUUCCGUGAUAGGAGAGGUGGGGACCGCCGAAGCGCUCUUGGACCAAAUGGAAAGACUAGUUUUCCUCCUCUGGUGGCUGCUACCACUCAGCCUAUAUUGGAGAAUGGGGAUCUGAAACUACCUGGUAGUGAGAUAUCGGUGCAAGAAGCAGAGGAUGAAAGAGAGAACAUGGCUUCCCACUCUGCUAAAAUGCCGGCUGUGAGGAAAUCACCAGACAGCCCGACAGGUGUACAUAGCAAGGAGCAGAUGGAAUUGGUAGGUAACCAUAGUAGGAAAGAGGCUUCUUCAAGGAGUGUACUUCAAGCACCCCUCGGUGUUCCUUUGUGUACAGCUAGCAUCGGUGGAGCUUGCAGAGCUCUACCUUCUGCAAGUAGCUGUAGAUCUAUUGGAACGUUUGAUGACAACACUUUGUUGGACAGUCAUGUAUUGAGUGACCGGGUGGAGAACAUUGCUUUAGCACAAGGUCUAAAAGGAGUGUCAGUGGACUGUGCCAACGUACUGAACCAUGGGUUAGAUUCCUAUAUCAAGGGAUUAAUUAGGUCUUGCAUUGAACUUGCCGGAGCUAGGUCGGGGCAUGAAUCGACAAUGAAUAGUUCCAACAAGAGCCCCACUCCAGUGAAGCUAGAUAACGGUGUCAAACCUGGUCAUCAGCAUCAAAUGCCAAAUGGCAGGACACAUCCGAAUCAGAUGCUGAAUAAUGGUGCAGAUAAGUAUCAGAUGCAAGAACAGAAAGUCCUCCACAAAAUUUCGUUGCAGGAAUUUAGAGUGGCUAUGGAGCUGAAUCCACGGCAACUUGGCGAGGACUGGCCAUUGUUACUAGAGAAAAUAUGUACCCAUGCAUUUGAAGAAUGACAUAGAGACAGAAUGUUCUUACUUCCCAGUUGAGUGAAGUGGUCCCUGCUGGAUCGGAAGGCAUGAUAUUUUCCACCUUCGUGUCCUUUAAUUUCUCCUGUUCAUGGCCUUUGGAACCAGCAUAGAUAUCUUAAAGUUCAAUUCCAAGAUAAUGGAGGACCAAACUACUCCAGGGCUUUCUUUAAUUGGGAGAGCCCAUCAUCGGCAACUAUCAGAUCAGGAGAAUGCCUUGAAUUAGGGUGCACUGUUGUAUAAUUAGCAUUAUCCCAACUUAUAUUUUUUUUUCCUUUAUCCUGUAAUUUACAGCCAAGUGAGAAAUUCUAGAACAGUUUUGCAGGAAUAAUUUGUUAGUUCUCGUCAACACAAAGGGUGAAUUCUGUGAUGAAAUAGACAAGUUCAUGUACCUUCACCACCAAUAUUGGUUGGAAUUUAUUAUAAACAACACGGUUAACCAAUUGCAAUUGCGUAA